ACGGCCGACGACAAUUCGCGGCGUGGACCGAACGUCGAGUCGCGUGACGCUCGAGUCCAACGAGCCUUGGAGAACUUCGCUGCGAACGUGUAAAUAAAGGAGCAUGGAGCACGUCGACAGUCCGAGCUAUCUCCAAACGAUCUGGGCACCGAUCGCCUCCCUGGGCUGGUACAUCGUGGGGCUUGGCGUCAUCGUGGUGUACACGUUUCCGCAUAUCCAAGAGAGAUAUAAGAGCUGGAAAGUCGCGAGGAACCAGCGGGAUGCCGCGCUCGGCAAGAAGACCGACGAAAUGCCACAGUUGUCAGCCAACGUGGAGCUGGCGCGACAGAAGAUGCAAGAGGCGUACGACAAGAGUCGCGCCGUAGCACGAGUCAGAGAGGAAGAGGAACAAGAAAGAAAGAGGCAAAAGGUCUUGAAACUGCUGGAAACUAAAAGCGUAGGUACGAGACUCGGUAGCGCGAACGACGACGAAACUCCUGGCACGAGUACAAAAUCCAGGUCGUUAAAAUCGGAGUAUAAUCCCUUAAUGGGCGACAACACUCGGGGAUAUCGUCCUCCGAAACGGUCCUGUUGCAAAAAGGGCGGAUGCGGUUAACCGCAAUUUUGUGGGAUCUCACGGGAAGGCCAUUUACAUUCUUGCAAUUUAACGUUCUUAAGGACAAAAGUGGGAAAGUAACUUACGGGGUUCGAAUAGACACGCUUGAACGGUGGUGCACACGAUUUCUACAAAUCCUAUCGAGUCGUGUGAAAAAAUUGGUGUAAUUGUUAUAUCGACAUUAAUUCCAUACAUGUACAAUUCUUAAGCUUUAAUAAACCAGAGAUAGAUUUUACCUAUCGAAUCGAUAGUAAA
Messenger RNA from Vollenhovia emeryi, 850 nucleotides. RefSeq lists its product as uncharacterized. The record is from RefSeq and is a predicted model, not a curated record. The transcript has 5 exons. Lineage: Eukaryota; Metazoa; Arthropoda; Insecta; Hymenoptera; Formicidae. The coding region runs from base 104 to 595 and encodes 163 amino acids. Gene Ontology annotation, biological process: endoplasmic reticulum unfolded protein response; retrograde protein transport, ER to cytosol. Gene Ontology annotation, cellular component: endoplasmic reticulum membrane; Derlin-1-VIMP complex; Derlin-1 retrotranslocation complex.